Messenger RNA from Odontomachus brunneus, 6063 nucleotides. It is a transcript of the gene cdc14, whose product is annotated as dual specificity protein phosphatase CDC14C. Gene Ontology annotation, cellular component: nucleolus; spindle pole; mitotic spindle. Lineage: Eukaryota; Metazoa; Arthropoda; Insecta; Hymenoptera; Formicidae. Gene Ontology annotation, molecular function: protein tyrosine/serine/threonine phosphatase activity; protein serine/threonine phosphatase activity. The transcript is spliced from 9 exons. Gene Ontology annotation, biological process: cilium assembly; regulation of exit from mitosis; positive regulation of cytokinesis. Bases 295 to 2370 code for a protein of 691 amino acids. The record is from RefSeq and is a predicted model, not a curated record.
GCCGUGUCGCGAAUGAAAAACACCGUGGAGGAAAAAAUCGCUGCUGUGAACGCGACCGACGACUGCUUACUGUGCAGCUUUUUUUUUUAUGUGAAAACCAUUGACAACCGAUCGCGAUUGUCUCGCGAUGUCCGUAGUGAUUACAAACGUGCAACUGUUAUCAUUUCGCCGACAGCAGCAGCGAUCACAACAACAACAACAACGACGACGACGACGAUUCGACACCGCGGCGCCGGUAACGAGUAAGAUGGCGGCCGUAUCAAGAGUCGCGCUUCGCUCAGCUCUUGGCGGAUAAUGACGUCGCGACGGCGGUGGUCGGCUGGCAAAUCGACUACGUAUCGACGACGCAAAUUACGCCCGAGAUGCACGCCUGAUGACGAACCCGAGUGCGAGUAUAAUGCCCGUGAAAUAACGAACGCGGUGCCCCAUCGGCGGCAGCCAAGGAAGUGCAGCCACUGCGAGACGCGCCUGCCGCAGAUUCGUCGGCCAUCGCCAAAUCCGGUUCGCUCCCCUUCAAGUUUGAAUUCCGUAACGGUCGUACUCAAGUCUACCCGAUCGGUACUUACUGCGCCGUAUACCCACAACUGGAUCACGAUGGAGGACGCGAACGAGGUCUUGGUUAGCGCGGCCGAAUUCAUAAAAGAUCGCUUGUACUUUGUAACACUAAGAACAACAAUGAAACCAAAAAGUACUCCAAACACUCACUAUUUCUGUAUUGACAAUGAGUUGGUGUAUGAAAAUUUUUAUGCUGAUUUUGGCCCCUUAAAUCUAGCCAUGCUGUAUAGAUACUGCCAAAAGGUUAACAAGAAGUUAAAGGGUAUCGCACUCAGCAAAAAGAAACUUGUACAUUACACAACACUGGAUUCAGAAAAGAGGGUGAAUGCUGCGUUUCUUAUUGGAUGUUAUGCGAUAUUAUACUGCAAACGUACAGCACAAGAAGUUUAUGAAUGUUUGACUAAGAGCCCGAGUAAUCCUGAAUUCAUUAGGUUCCGUGAUGCCUCCAUCGGACCACCGUGUUACCAGAUAUCGUUAAGUGAUUGUCUAAGUGCUAUAUACAAGUGCCAUCGACUUGGUUUCUUUAAUUUCGAAGAUUUCUGUGUGAAGGAAUACGAACAUUACGAAAGAGUCGAGAACGGAGAUUUAAAUUGGAUUGUACCCGGAAAGUUUAUUGCUUUUUGUGGCCCGCACACGAGAUCUAAAGUUGCAGAUGGUUAUCCACUGCAUGGUCCAGAGUCUUAUUUUACGUAUUUCCGCCGUAAUAAUGUAACGACAAUAGUACGGCUUAACAAAAAGAUCUAUGACGCUUCAAGCUUCACUGAUGCAGGCUUCAAUCAUAAAGAUUUAUUUUUUGUGGACGGCUCGACGCCAACGGACUCCAUAAUGCAUCAGUUUCUCAAGAUAGCGGAAAACGCGAGCGGCGCGGUUGCCGUGCAUUGUAAAGCGGGCCUUGGGAGAACAGGUUCUUUGAUUGGUUGCUACAUUAUGAAGCAUUACCAUUUAACAGCUCAUGAGACGAUCGCUUGGAUAAGGAUAUGUAGGCCAGGUUCAGUGAUCGGGCACCAGCAACAAUGGCUGGAAAAGAAAGAAGCGUAUCUUCGUUCGCUGCUGAAGGAUCCAUUGCAACCUGUAAAUGGAAACCCGGUUCACGAGUAUGGAAUAUAUUCGAUAAUUGGUAGACCCAGGACGGCUUCCUGGGGUAAUGUAAAAAGUCUCGUAGAAGACAACGUAUCCGGGAUAAUGCAUCGUGUGGACGGAAUAAAAUUAGAUGACCCCGCCCCGGUGGCCGGAGCCAGUGCCGCAACUAGAUACAGCGCGCUGACUCAAGGCGACAAAUUGUGCAGAAUCAAAGCUAAAAGAAGAGGCAUACCGACGGCUCAAACCUCUCUUAGUACAUCCACAGGGACGUCCACUGUUGUACACCCUUAUUUGGGACCUUUAUUGCAAACCAGGAGUCAAAAGGGAGCGAUUGCUGGUCUAACAGGAAAUAAAGAGAGAGACCCCACCAAGAGGCUCCUAUCACGGUCUACUGCGACGACAGUCGUGAAAAGAAACAGUUGGUUGGUCAGCAAUAGCUGUGAUCCAUCUUCCUGCCGUAUUAGGUCUAAGCCAGCAACACAGAGCCAUAAUAUCAACAACAAUACAACCACCACCACUCCUGUUACAUCUUUAACCGUAUCAAAACCAGUGAGAAGGGCAAAACGUACUUCCUGCAUGGCACAGGCCCAUACUACAAACUCGUCCGCAAAUCAUUCGGUACCGCAGCCGCAACAAGGCAUGAAUAUGAUCCUCAGGUCGGCAGACCGAAUUACUCGCUAUUCACUCAGGCAUGCGCGCACAACAAAAAGUUAUAAAAGUGCAUUUAUCAGAUGACUAACCGAUAUUCCCAGUGGCGUUGGGGAGGACUGUCAGGUAACUGGAGCAUCUCACCAGCGCCGAAGAUCUCAUCGCUUAAACCCCAUCAUUCAAUAAAAGCACUUCACUGAUCUCCAAUCGAUUCUCCUUCAACUUGAACAAGUUUUGUCCAGGCUUUUAUCACCAUCAACGAAGGUCAAACUACAUCUACAGUCAUCAACAUACAUUAUUUAAUAUGGUUUGUCAUAUCUGGAGUCUGAAUGAAGAUCAUAACACGGUGCGUCAGCGAAAGCAGCAGAGUGAGUAAAACUGAUUAAGUUAUAACAGUAUAAAAACUGUUAUUGUACUAGAAUUGUAUAAGCAUUUUUCAUCAUGAUUGUCCAACAUCUCUUAGUAGCUAUCAUUCGCCCCAUGCAAACGUUCGGGCGAGAUGCACCGCAUUUAUUCGCGACUCAUUCAGACUCUAGUCAUAUGUAUACAUCAUGGGAUAUUAAUUUGUUGCAAUACCUAAUAUAUAUCCUAUGCAGCUUCUAAUUGUUCUUCCAUGCUGAAGUUUAUGUGUUGAGUAUCUGCAAUAGGAAAAUUAGACUUUCGUUAAUCAUCUUUUCAUUAUAAUAUUUUGCUGCUCAGAAAAAGCAUUGCAAAUAUAUUUUUUUUUUUUUCAAAUCAUAUUGAUUUGCACAUAAUUUUGCAGUAAUAUGUUUUUAAAUUUCGCUGAAGGAUUUAUUUAAUGCUCAUGUAUUUGUUUCAAAGUUUAAUGAACUUAUAUUUUGCGAUGAUACAACUCAAAAUACACUCCUUCGUGUCUAUACCUUUAUCUAUUAAAAUGAAAUUUUUGUGAGUAAUUAAGCUGAUUACCUUCAUUAUUCUAAAAGAAUGAUAAGCAAUGGUUCCCCUACCAUCGCAGCUACAAUAAUUAAUGGUAGAGAGUAAAAUAAAGAAUCUCUAUUGGCGUUAGAAUAUUGAAGGAAUAUCGACUUUGACUCAUCUUUUAGAUGAUUAAAAGGGUAUAAAAAUAAAUCUCAUGUAAGGCCUCAAAAUUCAAAUUUGUUACAUCUUUUGUUAUUGUGAUAUUAUGCAAGUUUUUAUAUAUUUAUAUAUAAGAAACACUUAUUGUUAUGAAAAAAAUUAUUGCGAACUGGAAUUGGAUAGUUAGCAGGAAAGAUUUAUUUAGUAUGAUUAUGGUAUAUAUAACGUAUAGGAAUGUGUAUUAAAGGAGUAUAAAUGUUCCAUAACAGACUGUCAGUUUAAAGCAAUGUUAAAAAUCUUAAUACACUGUAAUUUAUGGCACCUGUUAAAAAUUAUUUUUGUUGCUUUGAACUUUGAUGAAAGCAGUAGAGAAAGAGACUUGCAAAGCCCAAUACAUACCUAUAUGUGUAGUUUAUACAACUAAUGCAGCAUACUUUGCAAGAGAUGUUAUUUGAUGGAAAAUAUAUCUCUCGCUAAUCUCCACUAAAAAUCAUAAAGAUGUAGAAUGUAUUUGUACAUUUUUUAUUUGUUCGAAAUAAUGUAGGUUUGUAGAUUUUACAAAUGCGAUGCGACUACAUAUAAAUUUGUUAUUGCGCUAAUUAUAUACAUAUUAUACUUCAACAAGUAAUAGCAAUCUUAAUUAUAGUAACAAUUUAUUGAAAAGAGAAUUUUAUGUAUGAAAGAUUUAAGGUUAUCUUCAGGUCUUUUUGUAAGUAUAUCAUAAAGAUUUAGUUACACAAUUUACAAGGACACUUCCAAAUUCGUCGUCAUGAUUACUUCAUCAUAAAACAUAUCAAAAGAUGUGAUGAAACAUAAGAAUAAUGCAAAUUGUUACAGUACAUCAAAACUUAUCAGAAUUAAGUCUUGAGAAAGAAAGCAAAUAGAAUUUUAAUAUUUUACAUUAAAAAAGUUAAGAAAUUAACAAGUAACAUUUCAUCAUAUGAUUCAAAUUGACCUGAAGAUAAGACAGCAGGAUGAGAGUAUCCUGAUGUAGCACUGUGUAAAUUGUAUAUAGAGAAAUGUAAGCCAAUUAUUUGAAAUGCCGUUAAGUACAACAUUGAAAUUAAGUUGUUACUCUUACGAGUACCCAGAUUUUUUAUAUAUAUUAUGUUAUUCUUUAUUAGUUUUGAAAGUUGCGCUUCUUUACACACUUAUGCAUAACAGAAUGUGUAAUGCUUUAGAGCUUUAGUUGCUUUUUUAAAACAGUAUUUUUAUUUAUAUCUCUCAACAAUCCACAAAAAAAAAUAUAUAUAUAAUCAUUUAUUUAAUUAUAUCAGAGUAUGCCAGUCGCUUAUUAGAUGUAUAGUUGUGACAUAUAGCAUUGUAAUAUACAAAAUAAAGACAAUUUAUUAAAAAGAAAAAGAGGAAUGCUUUAGAAAUAUUAUAAAAAAUCUAAGUUACAUCGAGAUCUAUAACAAGAAGAUAUCGUCAAUUUUAAAUAUCAAGUGGCAGUCGUAAGAGUAACGAUAAUUGUUGUUUAUGGAUAUCAUAAUGUAUCUAAGAUCCAUGUAUAAUUACAAUUGAAUUAUUUUUUAUGAAAUUGAUAUAAAUAACUAAAAAUAUAAAUAUGUCAAUAGUAAUUUUAGUAUAUGCAAGGUUUUUAAUUAACUUCAUCUUAAUCUAAUUUUUCUUGUGGAGGCAUGUGUAAAUGUAUCUUGGGAAGAAGCGCCAGUAUCUAAAAUAUAUAAUUUUGUAAUAACAAUUACAAUCAUUCAUUGUCAUUCUUGUCUCAGAAACUUCAAUUGUAAAUGAGUCAAUAUCUGUUAUAGAAAUUAAAUAUUUGGAAAAGUGCACUGGUCUUUUUGCUAACUGAAGUUUAGUAUGGCUAAAAGAAAGAAUGCAUAUCUUUUAUAAAUUUUGGGUAUUGAUCUUUCUUUUUCUAAGUAGACAUAUAUGUAUGCUUUCACAUAAAAAUAUAUAGUCUAUAUAUUAUAUAAAUCUAUAGUAUUAAUUGCAUAUUUAGUUAAAUAGUAAGAUAACAUGAAUAUAGGAGCCAUGGAUUUUUUCUAAUUACAAUGUUUAAUAACAAAUGUUAUUAAAAUGUGAUGAUGUUUAGAGACAUAGUUAAUGUAUCAUUAGAUUCCAAGAGAUAGAAUUUGUAGUAAAAAUUAUUUAUUUUCGAAUAAACGCACCAUCUAAAUUGUAAAAGUAGCAAAUCUUUGCAGCUCCAAUAUCUAGUAAAAUAUCGUGAAUUAUAUAUAACAUUUCUUCUUCGUAAUGUUCAAUUGUAAUAUUACAUGUAACAAGACUUAUAUUGCAUGCAAAAUGCAAUUAUUAUCAACAAAAUGAAACUCUGACAAUGUACAUAAGAUUAAAAGAGUUAUCCUAUUUAAAAAUACAUAUUUAUACACUUGCGUUUUAACAUUGAAAGUCUAAAAUUCUUCUAUAUUUUGAUGAGAAAAACAACUUUGCAUGUGUAAUUGCAUUAUAAUUGCUAACUUAUAAUAGCUACGUCACAUAGUAAUAUUACAAAUGCAACGUUACAAUUAACAUGGUGUACUACUAGAAAAAAAGAUGUUUUAGCAAAAACGUUUCUAUUCGUUAUGAAAAUAUGACGUUUAAUGUAAUAUUAGACUAGAAUAUAAAAUAUUGAAAAAGUAUUAUUUAACAUUGUAUACUUACACUUUAUAAACUUUUUUUAUAAUUACAAAUUAUUAUAUAUAAAUGUGCUUUUAUAUAUAUAAACACCCGGUGAACUUUAUAUUGUGUUAUACACUCAAUAAAGAAUACGUAUUUUACUUA